Molecule: messenger RNA, 3724 nt
Organism: Dicentrarchus labrax (European seabass)
Lineage: Eukaryota; Metazoa; Chordata; Actinopteri; Moronidae
Gene: mgat3b
Product: beta-1,4-mannosyl-glycoprotein 4-beta-N-acetylglucosaminyltransferase b
Exons: 6
Coding region: 969-2819 (616 amino acids)
Biological process (GO): N-acetylglucosamine metabolic process; protein N-linked glycosylation
Cellular component (GO): membrane
Molecular function (GO): beta-1,4-mannosylglycoprotein 4-beta-N-acetylglucosaminyltransferase activity
Source: RefSeq, a predicted model, not a curated record
GCGGGGCCCCUCCUUCAUUGCCUUCGUUUUCUUUCACUUGCCCCCAAACACACACACACACACACACACAUACACACACACACACACACUCGUCUCCACCUCCCCCUCCUUCUCGAAGCCUGUCUGAUCAAGAGGCAGAGAGGGAAGAUGAUGAAAAAGAAGUAAAAGAGAAGAGAGCAGGGGGGGGGGAUCUUAUUUUCUUACGAGCGGAAAAGGCGUCACAGCGGGCGCAGAGCGCAGCGCGGAGGACGGAAGAGAGGGAGUCGCAUCACGGAGCGAGAGAUAGAAAAGACGGAGGGAGGAGGCGACAGUGGGUCGUAAACACGACAGAAAACGGCGAAUAGGACGGCAGACAGCGGCGAUCACCCCCCCACCGUCAACCCCGUGUCCCUCCUCAUCUCUUCAUCUCCAUCCUUUUCUGCACCGUUUGGCUCAUCCCUUUGCGCACUCAAGCAGCUCGGUGUUUUCUAUUUUCUCCCUUUUUAUUUUCAUCUCCUCUGGACAAACCUCGACUCGGUCUUUCGUUUAAUAAACACCAGAGCCAAGAGAGGAGGCUGUGGCAUCACUACAACCGACAGGAUCCACUCUUAAGUCCAGCUCGGGACGAUCAUCGGCGCAACCGAUCCGGUAGAUAAAACCGGAGUAGCGGGGGAUAAACACUGAGAGAUGACUGUAGAGUAACGUUAACCCGGCUAAAGCAGAGAGAGAGAGAGAGAGAGAGAGGGAGGGAGAGAGACCCCGGCCCCCGGUUAUCACCGAGACUCCAGCAUCAUCAAUGCGAUGGCAUAGCGGUUUCUGCAGCAAAACCACCAGACUAGAAUCCGAUCAGCAGGGCUCUCAUCCACCAUGAACCUCUGAAAGAGAUCCGACACAGGCACAGAUGGGCAGCAUCGCAGGGGAGAGGAAGUUUGCAGCACUACACUGGCAACGACUGGUGACAUGAUCACAUUGAAAUAAUUUCUACAGUCAUGUCUUGGCUUAGAGAUACCUGGGAGUCCCUGAAUAUGCAGAAAACGGCCUCAGGAUGCCUACAGUUACACUGGUUGAGGAAAUUGUGGCAGCACAGGGUGAUCUUGCUGUGCAUGGUAGGCGUCAUCUCCCUCCUCAACUACUUCGAGGCCCUCCGCUACGUCUCCCUGCUGCGUGAGCUCUCUUCCCCCUACCCAAACAUUAAGUCCUUCAUCAUUGCCUCUGGCUUCCUCUUGAGGGAGAGAGGUGUCGCUGCCAUACCGCACAGCCCCACCUCCGUGGCGGGUCCUGUGGGAGGAGGAGGAGGGAUGACUCUGGGGAUUGGGGGGGUCGUGGUUGAAGGUGCUGGAACUGCUGGCAGCGGAGGGCUAGAUAUUAGAUUGAGGGAGGAGUCAGCACCCACUCACCCUUGGGCUAAACCAGAGGGAAAUCAGCAGGGAGACACAGUGAAUGAGAAAAGAGCAGAAGACCACUUGAAGCCACAGAACCCGAGCCACCCAGCCCAACCUGCUGGGACUGACCUCCCAGAGGUCCCAUUGGUGGGAAAAGAGCACCAGGUGGUGUUACGCAAGGACAAAUUUCCAGAUCCCUUAAAAUCUAUGGGGGACCUCCACACCCGCACUCACCAGCUUGAAGAUGACAAAACCCCUUACUUUAUCCGAACCAAAGCUGGAGCCCUUUGUUUCAGGCAGGGGACAGAGGUAGCUCCCCCACAUGAGUACUCUGGGAAAUCCGGGGGUUCUGUGGCUAAUGGAGCUGGGGCUGCUGGGCAACAGAAACCUCUGGCAGUCCAGCAGCAGCCCUCCACAGCUCCAGAAGUCAAGUGUGUGUGCCAGCCAGGAUGGCACGGACCUUACUGUGGGGUUCCUACCACAGUGUACCACUCCAAACUGCCUACCAAGGAGUGGCUGACGCCCAGAAAGACCCCACGGAGGGUCAUCAAUGCCAUCAACAUAAACCAUGAGUUUGACCUGCUGCAAAUACGCUUUCGUGAGCUCGCCCCAGCCGUUGAUCUGUUCCUGGUUUGUGAAUCCAACUUUACUGCCUAUGGAGAGACACGCCCUCUGACUUUCCUGCGGCUCCUCCUCAAUGGUACAUACGACUACAUACGUCACAAAAUCCUGUACGUGUUCCUCGACCACUUCCCAGAAGGUGGUCGGCAGAAUGGCUGGAUCACUGAUGACUACUUGCGUACCUUCCUGACACGCAAUGGGAUGUCCAGGGUUGUAGGUGCAAGGUCAGACGACGUCUUCGUCAUCAAUGACGCAGAUGAAAUCCCGGCAUAUGAAGGCCUCCUUUUCCUUAAGCUUUUUGAUGGCUGGACAGAGCCUGUGGCCAUCCACAUGCGCAAGUCACUGUAUGGAUUUUUCUGGAAGCAGUUUGGCUCUCUAGAGGUGAUGUCAGCCUGCACAUUGGGGAUGCUCCGCGAUGUCUAUGAUGGCGAUGGUAUCAAGCUCCGUCGUCGCCAAUACUACACCAUGCCGGGUUUCCGUAAGUAUGAGAAGGCGACAGGCCGCGUCCUGGUGCAGUGGUCAGUGGGCAGCCCCAUUCACUUCGCUGGGUGGCACUGCUCCUGGUGCUUCACGCCCGAGGGGAUCUACUUCAAGCUGGUGUCAGCGCAGAACGGAGACUUCCCGCGGUGGGGCGACUAUGAGGACAAGCAUGACCUCAACUACAUCCGCAAUCUGAUCAGGACCGGGGGCUGGUUUGAUGACUCUCUGCAGAAAUAUCCCCCUGUAGACCCCAAAGAACACAUGUAUGCCCCCAAAUACAUGCUAGAGCACUAUGACAGGUACCGCUACCUCCUGGAGAACCCUUACAACAAAGCCUCCAGACUGAGUGAGGGCUAGGAGUUCAGCUAGGACAAAAAUAAGUAAAUAACUAGCAGUAGUUUUGGGGGAUGGAACAGUACUGAUGAACGUUUUAUUGGAGUGAUGCCGCAUUUAUCUACACUAUACAGCACCAAAAUACAUUAUUUUGGGCUGAAAAAGGGAAUAUUGAAUCACAUCCACCAUGAAUUUACAGAUCAUUGAAAGGAUACAACCGCUGGAUUCCUCCCUUUUUGGGGGAAGCCAAGCUAUCUGUCUUUUUGUCACCCCAGCCCUGUCCUCCUUUUCUUCACUAGGUUGCUUCGAAGUUAAGAGAGGGAAAUUUUGUCCCUGUGUGAAAUCUGUGGAGACAAACUUGGAAGUGAAGGAUUGUGCUUUGUUUCUACUUGUUUACUAAAGUUUACGGACUGAUGUUUCACCCUCCUCCGUCAGAUGUCUUCCUGUCAUAUUUGGUGAAAAACACACAUUCAGAUAUUAGGUUAUUCUUGGGUCCCUAUUUAAAUCCCGCUGGAGUAUAAUAACUGGAUGUGAAUAUUUCAGCUCAUUCAUGUACUCACUCUCAUCUGCAUGCCAGCUCUGUUUUUAUGCAGGUUCUCACUGCACAAGCAUUGAUAUAAAAAUAAAUAAAUAGGCAGCAACCGAACAAACACUUUAAAAGGGGAUAUAUUGCUAAUAAACACAGGAAUUAUAUCCUAUGGAUAUACAGGUACAUACAAAAUGUUUGUCAAUGUUAUCAGGAUCCAAGUCUGAGCUUGUUAGAUUCAAUUGAUAUGCUCAAGAAACGUUUAGCAUUUAUUUACAUAGGUCAAAUUUAUGUAUCAGCCUGAAGGUGAAUCUCUCGUGAGAAGCAACUCUGGUUAUAAGUGUGGUGACUGUAGAUACAACAAAUUUACCCCCAGGGAUUAAUAAAGUAUUUCUGAUUCUGA